Molecule: messenger RNA, 5522 nt
Organism: Passer domesticus (house sparrow)
Lineage: Eukaryota; Metazoa; Chordata; Aves; Passeriformes; Passeridae
Gene: TRHDE
Product: thyrotropin releasing hormone degrading enzyme
Exons: 19
Coding region: 1-3111 (1036 amino acids)
Biological process (GO): peptide catabolic process; proteolysis
Cellular component (GO): cytoplasm
Molecular function (GO): zinc ion binding; peptide binding; metalloaminopeptidase activity
Source: RefSeq, a predicted model, not a curated record
AUGGCCCUGGAGGAGAAGCGGGAGAAGCGUCCGCCCGUCACCCCCAUGAUGAUCGAGGAGGAGGCCGCCUUGCGGAACGGCAGCCGGGGGCUGCCGCCGGGACCCUGGGCCGAGGCGGCGGGGCCGAGACCCCGCACCACGGAGCGGCACAUCGCCGUGCACAAGCGCCUGGUGCUGGGCUUCGCUGUCUCCAUCCUAGCGCUGCUGGCGGUGACCAUGAUCGCCGUGCUGCUCAGCGUCCGCUUCGAGGAGUGCGGCGCCGCCGCCGACGGUCCGCCGCGGGCCGGCGGCAACGGGAGCCUCUCGGGGGUAGCCCGGCAGCCGCCCGGUGCGGGGCAACCCCUCGACCGGCCGGAGGAGGAGGCGCGGGGCGGGGAAGCGGCGGAGGAAGAGGAGGAGGAGGAGGAGGAGGAGUGGCAGCGGCGGCGGGAGCUGCCGCCCUGGGCUCGGCCGCGGCUGCCGCGGCACCUGCGGCCGCUGCACUACAACCUGAUGCUGAGCGCCUUCAUGGAGAACUUCACCUUCAGCGGGGAGGUGAACGUGCAGCUGGAGGUGCGUAACGCCAGCCGCUACAUCGUGCUGCACGCCCACCGCAUGCACAUCGAGGCGGUCCGCGUGGCCGAGGACAAGCUGGCCGGUGGUGUGCGGGUGGCCCGCACCUUCUUCUACCCCCAGACCCAGGUGUUCGUCGUGGUCCUCAACCGCAGCCUGGAGGUGCAGAGAAGUUACAACCUUAAGAUCAUCUACAACGCCCUCAUCGAGAACGAGCUGCUGGGCUUCUUCCGCAGCUCCUACGUCCUCCACGGCGAGCGCAGGUUUCUUGGUGUUACGCAGUUUUCUCCUACUCAUGCCAGAAAAGCCUUUCCUUGCUUUGACGAGCCCAUCUACAAGGCCACAUUCAAAAUCAGCAUCAGACAUCAAGCGACUUACUUAUCUUUGUCCAACAUGCCAGUUGAAACUUCUGUUUUUGAAGAAGAUGGGUGGGUUACAGAUCACUUUUCACAGACCCCUCUCAUGUCCACCUAUUACCUGGCUUGGGCAGUGUGCAAUUUUACAUACCGGGAAACUGUCACCAAGAGUGGAGUAGUUGUACGGUUAUAUGCAAGGCCCGAUGCAAUCCGAAGAGGAUCGGGGGACUAUGCUCUAAAUAUUACAAGGAGACUCAUUGAGUUUUAUGAAGAUUAUUUUAAAGUGCCCUAUUCCCUGCCAAAAUUGGAUCUGUUGGCUGUGCCUAAGCAUCCAUAUGCUGCUAUGGAAAACUGGGGACUGAGUGUUUUCGUGGAGCAAAGGAUACUGCUAGAUCCAAGCAUUUCUUCUAUUUUAUACCUGCUGGAUGUCACCAUGGUCAUUGUACAUGAGCUAUGUCAUCAGUGGUUUGGUGACCUUGUGACUCCAGUUUGGUGGGAGGAUGUGUGGUUGAAAGAAGGUUUUGCUCACUAUUUUGAGUUUGUUGGGACAGACUACCUCUACCCAGGGUGGAACAUGGAAAAGCAGAGAUUUCUGACAGAUGUCCUACAUGAAGUGAUGUUGCUGGAUGGGCUGGCCAGUUCACAUCCAGUAUCCCAGGAAGUGCAGCAAGCCUCAGACAUUGACAGGGUGUUUGACUGGAUUGCCUAUAAAAAGGGUGCAGCUCUGAUUCGAAUGUUGGCUAGCUUUAUGGGUCACUCUGUGUUUCAAAUGGGUUUGCAAGACUAUUUAACCAUUCACAAGUAUGGCAAUGCAGCCAGAAAUGAUCUUUGGAACACAUUGUCAAAGGCUUUAAAAAGGGUUGGAAAAUCUGUAAAUAUCCAAGAGGUGAUGGAUCAGUGGACACUACAAAUGGGCUAUCCUGUUAUCACUAUCUUGGGAAAUGAAACUACAGACAACAUCAUAAUCAUCUCCCAAGAGCGUUUUGUUUAUGACAGUGAUACUAAACCCAAGGAUCCUGCCCGUGGGGACAACAGCUACUUGUGGCAGAUUCCAUUAACAAUUGCAGUAGGAAAUACGAGCCACAUCUCAUCAGAGGCAAUUAUAUGGGUGUCUAACAAAUCAGAACACCACAGAAUUCCUGCUUUGGAAGAGGCAAGUUGGUUGCUGGGGAACAUCAACCAGACUGGCUACUUCAGAGUUAAUUAUGAUAUUAGGAAUUGGAAGCUGCUAAUUAAUCAGCUAACAAGGAACCAUGAGGUUAUCUCUGUCAGUAAUCGAGCGGGCUUGAUUGAUGAUGCAUUCAAUCUAGCCAGAGCUGGUUAUUUGCCUCAGAAUAUUCCUUUGGAGAUUAUGAGGUACCUUUCAGAGGAAAAAGAUUUUCUGCCUUGGCAUGCUGCCAGCCGAGCUCUUUAUCCUCUAGAUAAAUUGCUGGACCGUACAGAAAACUACAAUAUCUUCAAUGAGUAUAUUUUAAGACAAGUGGCAUCAAUGUAUCUGAAGCUUGGAUGGCCAACGAACAACUUAAACAAAUCGCUUGUUCAAGCAUCAUACCAACAUGAAGAGUUGCGUCGGGAAGUCAUCAUGUUGGCCUGCAGCUUCGGGAACAAACACUGUCACCAGCAGGCUGCAACAUUAAUCUCUGACUGGAUUUCUAGCAAUAGGAACCGAAUCCCACUCAAUGUGAGAGACAUUGUCUACUGUACAGGAGUUUCACUGAUGGAUGAAGAUGUAUGGGAGUUCAUUUGGAUGAAAUUUCAUUCUACCACAGCAGUGUCUGAGAAGAAAAUACUAUUAGAAGCCUUAACUUGCAGCGAUGACAGAAACUUGCUCAACAGACUUUUGAAUUUGUCUCUCAACUCUGAAGUUGUCCUGGAUCAGGAUGCAAUUGAUGUGAUAAUCCACGUAGCUCGAAAUCCACAUGGAAGGGAUCUUGCUUGGAAGUUUUUCAGAGAAAAAUGGAAAAUACUGAAUGCUAGGUAUGGAGAAGCAUUAUUUAUGAAUUCAAAGCUUGUCAGUGGGGUCACGGAAUUCCUCAACACAGAAGGAGAACUAAGAGAGCUAAAGAACUUUAUAAAGAGUUAUGAAGGGGGAGCUGCUGUCUCUUUCUCUCGCGCUGUGGAAACAGUGGAAGCCAAUGUGCGGUGGCAAAGGCUUUAUAAGGAAGAACUGUUCCAGUGGCUAAGAAAAUCCUUGACACAGUAAUCUGUCUUUUUAGCCAGUCAUUUAACAUGACUCACUGCAAGAGGAAAAGGAGACAUUUUAAAAGUGUUCAACAUGGAAAUCAUGAAGACAAGAUCAGAUUGCAGGGAUAAGGGGCUUUUUGUUUAUUAUUUUUUUCAUUGUGGAUUUUUCUUUUUUACACUGAAAUCUUGUGAAAUUGUCAAGAAGAUUUUCAGAAGAGAAGAUCAUGAAUGCUUGUGAAACCCAGUCCUCAAUGUACACAACCAAACAUGAUAUUAAGUGGUGCAUGUAAAUGUCAGGAAAAAAACAAACAAAAAAUCCUUCAAAGACUAUUUUGUGCAUGCUUGUACUGUCUCUGCCUGUAUUUUAGCAUGCUUAUGUACAACAGCCACAUUUUGUAUGUGAGUUCUGGUUACAUCAAAGUUGGGCAUUAUACAAAGCACAAAGACUCUAUGACAAUCACUAUUUCAAUGAACAAAAGGAAAGCAAGGAAAAGGAAAUGCAGAAGGCUUCCAGCUUGGGGUGGUAUGAGAUGUAAAAUCAACUUUCCCACUUGCUGCCAGUUUGUCUACCACUCAGAUUGUCUCUUAAUGAUUGCAAAGAUGCCAGCUCAGUUUUUGAGUUACCAGUUGUAUCUGCAAUUUCCAUAUUCCUUUAUUUAAAUAAGCAGAAUAGUGAGAGGAGAAAGAGAAAAGGGUGAGGAGCAGGGUUAGAGAGAGAAAAUGAGAAGGACAUCAUCAUUACAUUACAGUAAUAUACAUUCGUUCACUGCUGAUCAGUGAAACAGUGUAGUUUCAACUGUGAACGUGUGCUGGGGCAGGAGCUUUGCAUUGAUAUCACAGAAUCCAUUAACCACCUCUUCUCAGCUACUUUACAAGGCACUGAAACUCACAAUGGAUUACCCAGGUCACCCAGCCUGUGCAGUAGUAAGUUUUUUAGCUCAUAGUACACAAGUAUUAUAAAUAAACAUAAGAUUCAAAUGAAAAUUAGAAAAAAAGGAGAAUAUCUUGCAUGCAAAGACUUAAAAUUACUCAAGAGGGCUGUCUUUCAUGUGGUAGACCAGUCUCUGUAGUGAUUUAUUAUGAUAGGUCAGAUUCUCUAUAUGGGCAAUACUUCUGCAAAUAUGGAAUGUACUAUUUAUGCCAUCAUUGAAAAGUGAAAUAUGGAGAAAGUGAGAGGGGUGUACAUGUGUUCAUUUGUACUGACUAAUACUAAGAACAUGGUUUUCUUUCUGUUCCCUUGUACUUCACAUAGACUAUUGUUCAUGAAUGACAUUUUUCUUAAUCAUGUUUGUUUCUUCUCAAUCCUUAAUCUGAAAGAUCAGUGACACAGUGGAAUUGUACAAUGACUUAUCUGCACUCUGAAGCUAAAUGCUGAGGAUAAAACUGCUGGGGGCCAAAUACUCUCUCAUGUUGACACUGUGGAAGAAAAAGCCACAAGAAAACAGUUUUCAAGAGUCAGAUUGCAGCGGCUUCAGAGGUAGAAUGUAGAUGUGGGGCAGUGUUUUUGUCCCAUCCCAACCUAUCCCAACCAUCUGACCACAUAGUGGCUGUGUGCAUUGGGAACACAUGGCCCACCAAAGCAGAGAGCAGCCAUUCUAUCUGGUUGUUGCCCUCACAAGGGAUGGAAAUUAGCCAGCAUGCUUUACACUUGGCAGUUGCUUAUCCCCAGUGAGUUGUGACUUGAAACAUUAGUGUGAAAAGAGCCAAACCCAACAUCUUCAGAUAUUUUCACAGUUAUGUGGAGACAGUGUUGUUUUCUGGGCUCUCAUUCCCAAGGAAUUCUGCUCCUCAAAAACUAGCAGACCCACCCCCUAACAGAGCUGUUGUACGGAUCUUGCAUCUGUCAUUGUGUGACCUUUACUUUCGGAGGCUGUUGUUUGUGGGUUGGGUGCAUGAAAUCCUUGUGUGGGCAUUUGUUCAGCUGUUCAGUGCUGUGUAGCACAUUAGCUUGACUCUCGUGUAACCAAAAGAAGAGGGAAUCCUGUGCUCUUGUACUGUUAACUCUUUGCCUUAUAGUAAGCCGUAAACCUUUAUGCUAUGUUGCAGUGCUAGUGAACCUGCUGCCCAGAGACAUUAUCAUGUCAGAGCUGAGUGAAAUCCUCCUCCUCCUUUGUAUUUUACCUACCUCACAGGGGUGUUGUGAGGCUUGACUAAUGUUAGCAAAGCACUUGAAUAUCUUCUUAUGAAAGGCAUUUAAAAGUUAAAAGUAUUAUUUUAUGCGGUCGACCAAACUCAACCUUAAUGCCAGUAUGUAGCAUCACAUUUUUAAUUUCUACAGAGAAAAAUCACAUGCAGACUUUUUUUUUUAUAAUAAAAAUGCAAGCCAAAUACUAUUCAAUAUAACCUCUACCCUGUAAUGAAGGCCAAAAUUGUGAUAUCCAAAGAGUGUACAGAAAGCCAAGCCCUCAAAUAUGAAUUGCUUGGAGGAUU